UCCCACUCCUCCGCUGCUGUGUGAUACUGUGAGCAAACAUGGCGGUCCUACCAGCAAGCGUGUCCACGCCUCUGCUGGGCCUCGGGGUUCUGCUGGCGCUGGUGGUGCUCACCUACAAGCAGCUGAGCAGCUACUUGCGCACAUGGAUCCAGAUGAAGCCCAUCCCGGAGGUGGGGGGCACAUACCCGUUCGUCGGCAACGCUCUGCAGUUCAAGACCAACGCGGGAGAUUUCUUCCGGCAAAUUCAAGAAUACACACAAGAUUUCUGGAAUGCACCGCUGAUUAAACUCUGGGUUGGGACCGUGCCCUUUGUGGUUCUGUUCCAUGCUGAGACGGUGGAGCCGGUGGUGGCCAAUCCCGUUCACAUGGACAAAUCCUAUUCAUACAGCUUCCUCCAUCCUUGGCUGGGAACUGGUCUGCUCACCAGCACGGGUCCAAAGUGGCGCGAGCGCCGCAAGAUGCUGACGCCCACGUUCCACUUCACCAUCCUGCAGGACUUCCUGGAAGUCAUGAACGAGCAAGCCGAGGUCCUGGUGAGCAAGCUGGCCUCGCAGGCGGGGCGAGGCCCCUUCAACUGCUUCAGCCACGUGACGCUUUGCGCCCUGGACAUCAUCUGCGAAACGGCAAUGGGGAGGAAAAUUUACGCCCAGAGCAAUUGUGAGUCCGAGUAUGUCAAGAGUGUGUACAAAAUGAGUGACAUCAUCAGUCGCAGACAGAGGUCGCCCUGGUUUUGGCCCACCUUUUUCUACAAAUAUUUUGGCGAGGGCAAAGUGCAUGACAGAACGCUCAAAACUCUACACUCCUUCACCUAUGAGGUGAUUCGAGAAAGAGCAGAGGGGCUGAAGUACGACAAUGACAGCGAGGGCGACAAAUCCGGGCCUGGGACGAGGAAAAGACGGGCGUUUUUGGACAUGCUCCUGCAGACCAAAGACGAGGACGGCAACUCGAUGAGUCAUCAGGACAUUCAGGAGGAAGUGGACACCUUCAUGUUUAGGGGUCACGAUACAACAGCAGCCGCCAUGAACUGGGCCCUCCAUCUGCUGGGCUCUCACCCUGACGUGCACAGCAAAGUUCAAGAAGAGCUUCAGGAAGUGUUUGGUACGUCGCAGCGAGCCGCCAACAUGGAGGACCUGAAGCAGCUGAAGUACUUGGAGUGUGUGGUCAAGGAAUCCCUCAGGCUCUUUCCCUCAGUUCCCUUCUUUGCUCGCUGCCUCUGUGAAGACGCCACCAUCAACGGUUUCUACGUGCCCAAAGGUGCCAACGCCCUCAUCAUUACCUACGCUCUGCACCGAGACCCGAGACACUUCCCUGAACCCGAGGAGUUCCGUCCUGAGCGUUUCCUGCCUGAAAAUUGCGCAGGCAGGCCUCCUUACGCGUACAUCCCCUUCUCUGCGGGGAUCCGCAACUGUAUCGGUCAGCGUUUUGCACUGAUGGAAGAGAAGGUGGUUCUGUCCUCUGUCCUGCGCAAGUUCAACGUCAAAGCGUGCCAGCAGCGUGAGGAGCUGAGGCCGACGGGCGAGCUCAUACUGCGACCAGAGAGCGGCAUCUGGAUCGAACUGGAAAAAAGGAUUUCGCCUUAGCUGACUCUCAUUAGAGUUUCUUUUUGCUGAAGGAAUCCUUGCCUCGUCCACCACAACACCAGCAGCGGCUAGCCCCGGUUUUGUACGUUGUUCUUCACCAGUGACCAAAUGCGCUGAAAAGUUCAUGUUAGGGGAAAGUCACAGAUGUAUUCUACCUCGCUUUUUCUAAUGAAUUCAUUACAAAAGUUCAGACGAAAACUGGAGGAGAUAAAUAAUGUAAAUGCAACGACUCCAUUUCAGACGGCCCAAAAUAUUAACAAAAAAAAAGUGUAAUUAUUUGCAUUAUUUAGGUUUGUUGUCAGCUAGUGAUAGCAAUUUGGCAAAGUUUAGCUAUUCAUCACGUUGACUGUGUAGCCUAUCGCACCAUCAUGAAUGUAAAUUGUUGGCCGCCUCUCUGAGACUGCUUGUGUGUGUGUGUGUGUGUGUGUACGCACUACGAUACGCACGUUAUCAGCAGACAGUCGUGAAUGACAGGUCAUCCUAUUCGGGCCCAACAAUUUUUAUGUAUUUUACCUCAUAAUUGUGAAAAAUAGACAUUUUUUUUGCAAUCGUUUUUUAGGCCAGCAACGCUAACGCUAACAUAUGCUAACCGGUGGUGGAGUUGUUCUAUUUUUUGGCUGAAAAAGAUGUCAUCUUGAUCCACUUGCACACAUCCCUUUAUGAAUGAAAAGGAUGCAUGUCCAAAUGUGGGCUCUGUUCUUUAAAUCCAAAGCAAAAUGUCAUUAUGUGUUUUUGUGCACGGGACAGCUACCAGUGAUUGUAAACUAUCUCACCAUUUCACUCUUUAGUGGCGUUCAUUACGUGUUUAUGACUGCACAUCAAACGGGAGCAAUGAAUCCCAAAAUGGAUGCUUGAAAUGACGUGCAUGAACCUUCACGGUCAGUCCAAAUGCAUGACACAAGUUACACAAAGAUAAGCCUUUUUUUAAAUUUAAGUAUAAAUAUAUUUCAAAAUAUGUCACUGGAAUCUUUUUUCUAACAUAAAAAUUGGGACUCUCUAACCCGCCUGGUUCAGCCAACCCCCGUUCCGCCAGGGCUCGGCCCAAGGUCCGCAGACUGAGAGCAGAGAGUGCUAGCGACGGAGCUAAAUCUCAAUGUCCAGCACGAGGUUUGCCGACGUACAUCAGCGACAAAUGCUCACGCAGAGAUCAAAAGGAGCACAUCCGCCCGUGUCUUUUAUUUACUUUUACUCGCUUGUUUAAUCAAAAGCGCAGACGGCACGCGAUGACCUUUAGUCGACGGUGAGAAAGACCCCAUAGACUUGCCGGCCCCCGAAAGCGACGCGAUGACUUUUAAAGCCGAGCGUCUGCCCACAAGGGGGGGUGGCAACCUCAUUAUCCCCCUCCUUGGUCCAAUUCUAACGCUUACCAGCCUUAAUAAUAAAUAAUGCUUUUACUCGCUCAGCUUGAUGAGCUCUGCAAGAAGCCAUUAGUCAGCCGGCAAAUACACGAACUUCAGGGGGUUAAAGUGAGUGUUGCAUCCUAUUUAGGAGCAAACGCGCUACUUAGCCAGCGCUGGGUAUUUGACAUUGGAAUGCUAGCUUAGCCUGUUUGCUGAAGAAAAACAAAACAAUCAAACUGUUGUUUUUGGUAGCCAUUUUAUUUUUAACCUUAACCUUAGUCUUUUGGCCAAAAAUGCUUCUUGUUUUA
Dunckerocampus dactyliophorus (ringed pipefish) is the source of this 3228-nucleotide messenger RNA. Its product is annotated as cytochrome P450 4V2. The coding region runs from base 39 to 1580 and encodes 513 amino acids. Lineage: Eukaryota; Metazoa; Chordata; Actinopteri; Syngnathiformes; Syngnathidae. The record is from RefSeq and is a predicted model, not a curated record. Gene Ontology annotation, molecular function: oxidoreductase activity, acting on paired donors, with incorporation or reduction of molecular oxygen; heme binding; iron ion binding. The transcript is spliced from 11 exons.